CUCCAUAGAACAAUAAUAUAGGGACUGAACUGAGUUCACUUCAUUGGAGCCAGAAGGAAGUCAUUUUUAUGAGUGACGUCCCACUCACUCAGUCCACUUCUCAUAUACUCAGUGGUUUCCAUGCACCUGUCCCAAGCCCGGUUAAAAGCAAAAGUUCAAGUUGGCUGUAAAAUUCUGAGGCCAAAAUCAAGUUCAGAUUGUGGGGUAUUUGUCCGUGGGAUCCCCUGAAGGGAGGAUCUACGAGGAAAAACAAGUAGCAACAUAAACCAUUAAACUAUGUGGAUUGGAACAGAAUGCAUUAGUUUGUUUUUUGAUUAAUGUAAUCUUCAGUCAGUCCCUUUUCUGUGCAGACCAGUGUGACCUCUGGGACCUGGAUCAGUUUAUUGAGCAGCAGGUCUUUGUUCUCAGGCAACAGGUUCUGAAAAAGUUGAACUUUUAAGUUAUCAACUCGAUUGUUCGUUUGAAAUGAAUAAAGGAAAAAGUAAGAGUUAAAAUAAGGAAUUGGUUUUAGACCUAACAGCCUUUUGUAACUUUGUUGGUCUGGUCAUUUCCCUGCUGCCUUUGUGUUUUUGUCAUCGAAAAGGUUAUUCGGAUCAAGUUCUUGGUUACCUGAAAUGUUCCAUUGCUCCCCUAGCUCGGUCACCUGACAAGUUUCCUUGAUUCUGAAGUAACUUCUCUCUCUUUGAGUGCAAAGUUGUGGCGUUUGGAGUGUUUAACUGCCACCUCGUGAGGUUUUCUCCAGCUGCCGCUGGAAGCCACGUCUUCUGAUGAGCCAGUCGAGGGUUUGCUGUCAGUGGUGGAUUGUCAGGCGUCUGCGGCCUGUAGUACGGCUUCUUUUCACUGGAAGCAGUGAGGCACAGCAGGGAGAAACCGAGGACUGGAGUUUAGGCACAAAUUCACACUAGCUUUCAGGAUCCAUUCUUGGCACGGCCGAGUCCAGUCGACAGGAGGAGAAGGAGGGAUCUGAAGAGGAGCGCCCCGAGUCACUCCUUAAAGCACUGGCUGGCAGCAUGGGUGAAGAGGGGCCUCCCAGUCUGGAGUACAUCAAGGCUAAGGAUCUGUUCCCCCAGAAAGAGCUGGUGAAGGAGGAUGAGAACCUUCAGGUGCCAUUCCCAGUUCUUCAGGGGGAGGGGGUCGAGUAUCUUGGUCAUGCCAAUGAAGCCAUCAUCGCCAUUUCUAACUACAGAUUUCACAUCAAGUUCAAGGAAUCCGUCGUCAAUACCUUGGCAGGUGUGGACACAGACAUCUCUGUGCCUCUCAGGCUCAUAGAGGGCGUGGAGAGCAGAGACAUGUUCCAGCUGCACAUCAUCUGCAAAGAUUCGAAGGUUGUCCGAUGCCACUUUGCAACCUUUAAGCAGUGUCAGGAAUGGGCGAAGCGGCUGAACCAAGCCAUCGCCCACCCAUCGCGGCUGGAGGACCUGUUCGCCCUGGCCUAUCACGCCUGGUGCCUCGGAGGCAGCGCAGAUGAUGAAGACCAGCACGUUCAUCUGUGUCGCCCAGGGGACCACGUGCGCCACCGAAUGGAGAUGGAGGUGAAGAGGAUGGGCUUUGAUACGCAGAAUGUUUGGAGAGUGUCAGACAUCAACAGCAACUACAAGUUGUGUUCCAGUUAUCCUCAGAAGCUUCUGGUUCCAAUAUGGAUCACCGAUAAGGAGCUGGAGAGUGUGGCUUCUUUCAGGUCGUGGAAGAGGAUCCCUGUGGUGGUCUACAGGCAUCAGAAGAAUGGAGCAGUGAUUGCCCGUUGCAGCCAGCCUGAGAUCAGCUGGUGGGGCUGGAGGAACACAGACGAUGAAUACCUGGUGACGUCCAUCGCUAAAGCUUGUCAAAUGGACUCUGGAGCCAAAGCGCCACUGGCGAACCGGCAACGAGGAGAAGCUCCCGACUCCUCCGACAGUGAUUUUGACUCCUCGCUGACUGGAGGCUCUGGCUGUGACGAGAACACCGUCCCCCACAAACUGCUGAUCCUGGACGCCCGCUCCUACACGGCUGCUGUGGCCAACAGGGCCAAGGGUGGGGGCUGUGAAUGUGAAGAGUACUAUCCAAACUGCGAGGUCAUGUUUAUGGGAAUGGCCAACAUCCACGCCAUCCGAAACAGCUUCCAGGCUCUGAGGACAGUCUGUUGUCAGAUCCCGGAUCCGGGAAACUGGCUGUCUGCACUCGAGAGCACCCGCUGGCUGCAGCACCUGUCUGUCAUGUUGAAGGCAUCCACUCUGGUGUGUUCAGCCAUGGAGCGGGAAGGUCGACCCGUCCUGGUUCAUUGUUCAGACGGGUGGGACCGCACACCGCAGAUAGUAGCCCUAGCCAAGAUUCUGCUGGACCCGUAUUACAGAACUUUAGAGGGUUUCCAGGUGCUGGUGGAGACAGAGUGGUUGGACUUUGGUCAUAAGUUCGGGGACCGCUGUGGCCACCAGGAGAGCGCGGAUGAUGUGAGCGAGCAGUGUCCUGUCUUCCUGCAGUGGCUGGACUGUGUCCACCAGCUGCUCAAACAGUUCCCCUGCCUGUUUGAGUACAACGAGGCCUUCCUGGUCAAGCUGGUGCAGCACACCUACUCCUGUCUCUAUGGCACCUUUCUGUGCAACAACGCCCGCGAGAGGGAGGCCAAGAACAUCUAUAAGCGCACCUGCUCUGUGUGGUCCCUGCUGCGCACCGGAAACAAGAACUUCCAGAACUUCCUCUACAUCCCCAGCCAUGACACGGUGCUGCAGCCUGUCUGCCACACUCGGGCACUACAGCUGUGGACAGCUGUGUACCUGCCCACCUCCUCCCCCUGCACGGCUGUGGAUGAGUCUGUGGAGCUCUACCUCCCCCCGUGCAUCGCAGGAGAGGAACUCACCUCCCGCUCGCUGGACAGGCUUCCUAAAACACGCUCCAUGGACAACCUAUUGUCUGCCUUCGAGAACGGCACGCCCCUGACUCGUACAUCAAGUGACCCUAAUCUGAACAAACACUGCCAGGAGGACCGCGGUGCAGCCGAGGCCUCGUCGGCCUUGUCUGCGCACGGCUCUGAUGACCCAGAGGAAGAUCAGUCUGACCAUCCGAGUCCCACCCAGACUGCCGUGGUUGUCCCGUGGGCAGAGGACCCUGAAGACGGACGGGCGGAGCCUUGUCUCACCACACAGCCACUGCCCUCUCCACCCCUCCCCUCCGUCAGUCGGGACUCGCACACCUCCUGCUCCACUCCUGUCCUCCACCAAGCUUUAGCUCACGUCACCGACCUUCCACUCCCUCCACCUCUGGAGGCUGAGAGCCCCUGCAGGACUGCUGACGGCGCUGUGCCCCCCACUCUGGACUCAGAGCCAUGCUUACCUCUCCCCUGCAAGAACGCCCACCCAGCAGCCAAUACCCCCACCCUGCUGCUCAACGGACACUCAGAUGCAAAUGCUGUUGCUGACUCUGCUGUGAAGCAGCCAACCCCUCUCCCCAUGGAGGACUCCACUGAGACUGUCACUGGGGAAGCAGAAGCCCCUCCCACUCCCCCACCCCCCACCCUACCUUCCACAGCCUCAGGUCUUCCACAGGAGGAGCCGCCCAAACCACAGACUCAAGUUUACCCCCACAGACAGACGGAGGAGCCGAUGAAAGGCAAAGGGGGGGACAGCGCCCAGCUGUCGGCCCGCCCCCUGCUCUGUCAGAACCCGCUGUCAGAGCUGUCCCUCCUGGGAUCCCACUGGGACAGUGUCCACGGUCUGGUCCAGUCCGCCUGCAGUCACCCCGGAGUGAGCCGGGCACUGCAGCCCAACACCUACCAGUCCCGCCGGCUCGCCACCAAACUCCUGCAUGCGCACGGCUUGACUGUGGGGGGCGGGUCUCAGUGCUCGCGCAGGGAGGCGCUCUGCUGUCCCAGCAGCCCUGUGCAGGUGGGGUGGCCCUCUGCUGCCAGGAGCUACAACGGCCUUUGCGUACCCGCCAUGGCUACCUUAAACAGCUACUCACUAGCAGCCCACCAGUUCCAGCUGGCCUCCUUUUUUUCAGCCUCGAGCUCCCCUCCUCCCCCACAAGCGCCAGCCUACCUGGAUGACGACGGGCUGCCGGUGCCGCUGGACGCCGUGCAGCAGCGGCUGCGGCAGAUCGAGGCGGGGUACAAACAGGAAGUGGAGGUGCUACGGCAGCAGGUGAGGCAGCUGCAGAUGAGGCUGGAGAGCAAACAGUACGGAACCCCCCCCUCAGAGCCGGACAUCGACUACGAGGAUGACAUCACGUGUCUGCGGGAGUCGGACAACAGCAACGAGGAGGACUCCCUGUCCACCCACAGCGAGGACCGUCUGUCUGAGGGAAGCUGGGACCGAGUGGAGCGCAAAGAUGCAGAGGUCACCAGGUGGGUCCCCGACCACAUGGCUUCCCACUGCUUCAGCUGCGACUCUGAGUUCUGGAUGGCUAAGCGGCGUCAUCACUGCAGGAACUGUGGGAACGUGUUCUGUAAAGACUGUUGCCACCUGAGGCUGCCCAUCCCUGACCAGCAGCUCUACGACCCGGUUCUGGUGUGCAACAGCUGCCACGACCUGCUGCUGGAGUCCCGCACCCGCGAGAUCCGCAGCCAGCAGCUGAAGAAGGCCAUCGCCACGGCGUCCAGCUGAAAGGAGCGCAGACUGACCUGCCUCUGACCCGCGGGGAGCCCUGCUCGCUGUUCAAGCCUGCUGUCGUUUGGCUGCACUUAUGAGGAUUCGAAAGGCUGGAUGUGGAAACGGGGACUGGAAGAUGAGCUGGAGGCCCGUUACUAUUGAUGGGGGGGGGGUUGCUUCCUGCAGAACAAAACCCUCGUGUUCAAAGACCUUUUCAGGCUAAGUGCUGCAGUGUCCUGCUCCCCCCGCGCAGCUCCGCCCCCCCCAAACACCUCCUGACAGACGCCAUCUCGCACUUCAGAGGACAAUCUACGCCCACCGUGAGUCGGGGACUCUAAAGCCUUCACAUGCACCUGGAGGCUUGGACUUCUAAAGGAUUGCUGCUACAGUAUUUAAAGUCUAAUUUUGUAUUUUUGUGCACUAAUAUCCGUCGUGUAUUUGAGGGAAUCUGAGACCAAACUUGAGCUAAAGGGAGAAAUCUGCUGUUUACUUUGUCUUGUUUUUGAGCCUGAAUGUAACUGGAUUCACUCUGUGUUCACGUGCAUUCAGUGGGUCGUAUCAAUGUUCAUUUGCUGCGGCGUGUUCUGGAAAUUCUGUGUACUGAGAUUCAAUGUGGUUCUGUCCUUACCGGCGCUCUUCUCCAGCGCGCUCAUGUUGCGGCGCGUGAUGGAAGGAAUCUGUGAAGCCAUUGAACGGUUCAUGCAAAGCUUGAUGUGACUGAGGACCCCCCAGACUGCACAGACUGAUCCUUACGGUCCUCCUCAGGCCAGUUCAGAGGCAGUCUUCAAACAGUUUGGGUCUACUUGUUCCUGGAGACUAAAGAGUGCCAUAUUUCCUUCAGUCUACUCUGAAAAGCCGCCUUCUUCCUCGUGGACACGGCGGGUUUCUAAUUGGCCACAUGUGUGUUUAAUGAAGCAAAUCCUUAGCUGCUUAUUAUAAACAACCUAAACUAAACUUAUGGUUUUAGAACGAUGGGAUCUAAACUAAAUUAGCAAACCUUUGGGUUUUUUUCUAUCCAGCUAAUAUUUGAGGUGUCUGGUUUUUUUUUUUUUUUUGCACAGUGAAGUGCAAAAUCCUUCACGAGGGGCUCAGACGUGUAACAUACAUAGUUCUCGGAUCCGUAGCGGUGGCUAAAAAAACCCCAUCACUUAAUGAAUAAUUGUCGAAAAGAAAUACACUGUAAAAGUGAAAUCCAAUUGUUUGAAUUAAAAUCUAUCGAUGAUC
Messenger RNA from Oryzias latipes (Japanese medaka), 5783 nucleotides. Lineage: Eukaryota; Metazoa; Chordata; Actinopteri; Beloniformes; Adrianichthyidae. The record is from RefSeq and is a predicted model, not a curated record.